AUGACAGUAAACAAACAUGGCAUAUACAUAUCGGGUUUGAACCCAGCGUCUGCAAGGACGUUGACAUGCCAGUCGUGGCUUGUGUUUCUUUCAAAUUUCCUCGUAUGCUUGUUCUUCAAUUUGAACCAGUCUGAAAUAAAAAGGGAGGAUCUUCUUCUCAAACGAGCAAGCGAUUCCCAUGCUUGGACUAAACCAAGAAAUAUCUCGCAGAGGAUAUACUCGAGUUCGCAAAGAGACUUCAAAGUUCAAAGGAGCUAUGGCCCUAUCUAUCUUCUAUUUCCAAGAUUCAAGAUUAAAUCUAUACAACUAAAUAUAGCAGGUGAAGAUUCGGUUGGGUACAGUUCAGACUGGCUAGAUCAAUGGAUUGGACAGAUGAAGGAUAAAUGCCACAAGAUGUAUCUGACUGGUGACUCUAUGUUCUUAGAUGCAAUUGCCGACCCUAAACAUGAUCCAAAAAGUGAAAGUGGUAUAAGUAUUUAUAAUUACGAAAGAUACUGUGAAGAUACUGGCUUAAG
Paramuricea clavata is the source of this 515-nucleotide messenger RNA. The record is from the annotation of a GenBank genome assembly. Lineage: Eukaryota; Metazoa; Cnidaria; Anthozoa; Malacalcyonacea; Plexauridae.